This is a messenger RNA of Cottoperca gobio, 6554 nucleotides long. Its product is annotated as KIAA0319-like ortholog. The transcript is spliced from 24 exons. Gene Ontology annotation, biological process: neuron migration. Lineage: Eukaryota; Metazoa; Chordata; Actinopteri; Perciformes; Bovichtidae. Gene Ontology annotation, cellular component: cytoplasmic vesicle; Golgi apparatus; membrane. Bases 910 to 3828 code for a protein of 972 amino acids. The record is from RefSeq and is a predicted model, not a curated record.
UGUAAAAUAACUUACUUUGUUGACAGCUCUUUAUCGCGCGCUGCAACAGCUCGUGGGCACACUUUCCGGAAGUAAAAUGUCAAAAUAAAGCUGCAAGAAUCCAAUGAAAACGGUCCAAGUAUGUCAAAGGACCAAUCGCAAGAGGGAUAGUUGGAAGGCGGAAUCGCCAUUUUGGUCCAUGUUGUAACGUCGGAGAAGCGAAGACGCAUUUUAUUUUGAGGUCAUGGAAGACAUUUUUAUUAUACAUUUUUUGUUUCUAAGAUUAAAAAUACCACAAAAUUACUAAAGCUCCGAGGAUUACUGUUUAUAUUGAGCUGAACGUGGUCGCUAUUGACAUCUGGUCGGCAGGUGGCGUACGGCGGAAGUGGUCGGAUUAAUGUCAUGCAGUCUGCAGUUUAAUUUAAGAUGCAGCACAACAAACUAAUACCAAAGUGGACUCUGUGUAAUAACUCGUAGCCUGAUUUGGUUGACUGCACAUUCAUUCCCAUUAGUAUCGUUCAAUUAAACCAUUAUGCCUCACAAUGUUGCGAACGUUGUGUCACUAAGUAGUUUAUUUUGAAAGAUCAAGCUACCGGAAGCAUUAUUUAUCACUUGACAGCGCAGUGGUUUCACAGGCACAUCAGCUAAACAUGCCAGAGGAAUACUGACCUAAUUAAAUCUACAUGGGACAGCAACAACGACGACACAACACAUCACAGCGACCGAACAGCGAAUGCCAUUUUACUCAAACUUAUAGUGUUGAUUGAGCAGCCCCGGAGACGGCCAUGUUGGAUCUCUUCCUCAGAGUGCUGGUGUUGACCCGUCUUCACCCGUCGCCUCACAGCACCUGGCUGCCAACCUAACUACUCGCUCCCUCUCUCUUUCUUCCUCCGCCUGGCCGGAAGAAAGGUCCUUGGUCCUUGUGGGAAAAUGUCCUAUGCACUCCACAAGCUGCUCACUUGGAGCUUACCUCACCUCCUCCUCUUACCGCUGACCUACCUCUUGCUCUUGGCUUCUCCAACAGGUGUUUCAGCAAAUCUCUGCCGGGUGACGGGCGGGGUGUUUGGGAUCCACUGGAGCAGCAUCAUCAGCCUGGGUUGGCACUCUCUGGCGAAUGGGAGAGGCGGGGCAACAUGUUGGGAGUCCUGCUGCUUGAAUCCGAGCUGCAACGCUGUGUGGAGCCUCGGCGGGCAAUGCGUGCUCCUCCGCUGCUCUCGGAAUUGGGGCUGCCCCAUCAUCUCCCUGCCCCAGCCCCACCAGGAGUCCCUCGGCCUCCUUCAGCUGCUCUCAAAGUCUCCCGUCAUCACAGCAAGGCGUAGAAGAGCUCUUCACGCACAGCGUGCUGGAAGCCACACAGGACACCUAACCAGCACGGAGAGUACUAAACUGAAACCCGCUCGACCAUCACCAUCAGUACCCAGCACCAUCGCACUUCUUCAACCAGCCCAAAAGAACCAUAGCCAGUUAGCCAAUGGGAGUGCAGACAUCGCUCCAGCUCCAUCACAGCAGAACUCAACGGAAACCAUCGAUACUGCCGCGUCUUCCAAUAGCAGUGAUGUCAGUACACCCACAGCUGCAACUGCUUUCAUCACAACUCCAACUCAGGCUGUGAGGGAGCUGGUGGUGUCAGCAGGAGAGAGUGUGGAGGUCACGUUGCCGCACAAUGCGGUGGAGCUCAACGUCUUCGUGGUCCCUACACCCCCGCUAGGGACAAACUAUGUAUUUGACUGGCGUCUGAUAACUCAUCCCAAAGAUUACAGUGGGCAGAUGGAAGGGCAACACACCACGACACUUGAACUCAGCAAGCUGACUGUGGGCCUGUAUGAGUUUGAGGUGACGGUGGAAGGGGACGGGGCUUAUGGAGAAGGUUACGUCAAUGUCACAGUCAAACCAGAGCUGCGGGUAAACAAGCGUCCUGUUGCCGUAGUUUCUCCAAAGUUCCAGGAGAUCUCCUUGCCAACGAGCUCUACGGUCAUAGACGGCAGCCAGAGCACUGACGACGACAAGGUGGUGGCAUGGUACUGGGAAGAGGUUAAAGGUGCCCUGAGGGAGGAUAAGGUCUAUGCCGGCAACCCCGUCCUCACCCUCACCGACCUGGUGCCCGGGAACUACACAUUCAGUUUGACAGUAACGGACUCAGACGGAGCCACAAACUCGACACAGGCCACCAUCUUGGUCAACAAAGCCAAGGACUACCCGCCUGUGGCCAAUGCCGGCCCUAACCAGGUCAUCCAGUUGCCACGCAACUCCAUCACUCUGUACGGCAACCAAAGCACCGACGACCAUGAUUCCCUGUCCUAUGAGUGGUCCCUCAGCCCUGAGAGCAAAGACAAGGUGGUGGAGAUGCAGGGUGUGCGGACGCCGAUCUUGCAGCUGUCGGUUAUGCAGGAGGGAGACUACACCUUCCAGCUGACUGUGACAGACUCAGCCGGACAGCAUGAAACUGCCCAGGUCACCGUCAUCGUACAGCCAGAAAACAAUAAGCCACCUGUAGCAGAUGCAGGACCGGAGAAAGAGCUGACGCUGCCUGUUGAUCGAACCACGCUGGAUGGCGGUAAGAGCAGUGAUGACCAGAAGAUAGCCACCUUCCACUGGAAACAAACGAAGGGUCCUGAUGGUGUGAAGAUUGAGAAUGCAGACGGCGCCGUUGCCACAGUAACAGGUCUUGAGGUCGGCAUUUACGAGUUCACCCUGACCGUAACGGAUGACAGGAAGCUGCAGAGUAGCGACACUGUCACGGUCAUCGUCAGAGAAGAACUGGACCAGCCUCCAGUGGCUCAUGUUGUGUCGAGUCCAACCAUCGCUCUGCCGGUCAGGACCGGCACUCUGGAUGGAUCUCACUCCACUGACGAUAAAGGUGGAGUCGGCUACCUGUGGACCAGAGAUGAUAACAGCCCUGCGGCUGGGGAUGUACUGAACAACUCUGACCACCAGCCAGUGCUGUUUCUGGGGAACCUGGUGGAGGGGAAGUACAGCUUCACCCUGACUGUAACUGACAGUAAGGGACAGACCAGCACUGACAGAGGCACAGUGGAGGUCAAACCAGACAUAUGGGAGCGUGACCUGGUGGAGUUGGUGCUCGAGGUCUCUGUAUCCCAGGUCUCCCACCGUCAGCGCGACAUGCUGCUGCGCCAGGUCGGGGUUUUGCUGGGCGUGCUCGACAGCGACAUCACUGUGCGAGAGAUUAGUGCGUUUAAUGAGCACAGUACUCGUUUGGUCUUCCUGGUGUCAGGUGGUCCAGGACGCCCUCCUCUGUCAGGCCGAAGCGUUGCUCUUAGUCUACGCAACAAAUUGCGCAAACAGAAGAAUGACUUUCUCAUCUACAAGGCCCGACGAGUGGAUACAGUCAUCUGCCAGCUGAACUGCUCGAGUCACGGCGAGUGUGACUCGUUCACACGGCGUUGUGUCUGCCAGCCUUUCUGGAUGGAAAACUUCAUCAGAGCUCAGCUUGGAGAUGCAGAGAGCAACUGUGAAUGGAGCGUACUCUAUGUGACUAUAGCGUCCUUCAUGAUUGUGGUUGCUUUAGCAACAGUUGUCUGGGGGAUGGUGUGUUGCUGCAACAAGCGUAAGAGCAAAGUGCGCAGAAGCAAAAGUAGAUAUAAAAUGGUAGAAGCUGAUGAGCAAGACAGUCUGGAGCUACAACCACCUAGAGCUGCCCGCCUGAAGCUGGUGCCUGCUCCCACCUCCUCCGCCCUCAUGCACUCAGACUCUGACCUGGACAGUGAUGAAGGGCAGGGCGGGCCGUGGACGGAGCAAGAGCGCGGGCAUCUCCUGCGGCCCCAGAACGGCUCCCUGAGGAACGGACAGGGGCCGGUGAGGGGCAAAAAGCAACGAGAAGAGCUGCUAUAGCAAGCGAGGAGGGGGCUCGCUGCUGGCCUCUCUCUCACACACACACACACACACACACACACACACACACACACACACACACACACACACACACACACACACACACACACACACACACACACACACACACACACACACACACACACACACACACUCACACACACCUCCUCCAACUGACUUCCCCUCACCUCCUCACUCUUCCAGUUUCUCUUUUGUUGUUCUUCAACACAAAAACCUCCCACCUCUCAUCUAUGAAGACAAACUGUAUGUUACGUGGAUUAAGGAAGGGAAAGGGAGGAAAAACACUGUCCACUGUCACAGAAAGAAACAAACACCACUGUACUGACAUUUCCCUGCUCCCACACUGAGCCACAGGAAGGAAAAACAAGACACCAUUUCCUCAAGGAAUCGGGGUGAGCACUGUGUUUUGAAUGGUGUAAAAAUAUAACAUAGAUCCCUAUUAUUUAACACAGAGACAAAAAGAAUGUACUGUAACCCCUCUUACUGACUGACUUUCUGGAUAAAAAAAAAAAAAAAAACCCCUUCAAUGCCACGAAAAGCACCCAUGUGACACGCUCACACCUCGCCUCUUGUAGACACGCAUGUACACACACAAAGACGUCGUAUUCACACUGUUCCAGGUCAACCUGAUGCUACCAAACUGCCAUGUUGAAACCAAUGGUUAACUCUGCUCUGAAGGUUUUUGUUAAUGGGUGACAUGGUGACUCAUUGGAAGGAAAAACACAACCAAAACAAGAGCUAGCAACAGCGAUGGACCCUCCUCCAAAUAAACAACACAUGUGCAUGAAGAGUGACAGAUUGCCGUACUGGAAUGAUCGCCUGCAUGUUUGUAUGAGGGUGUAUGUGUGGAUCUUUUCUGCCUAAUGUGUCAAAAGGUAUUUCUUUAGAGCCGUUUUCUAUCUUUUCAUUUCAGUUAUUAACCCGUGAAAGAGUCACAAUGUUGCCAGCAUUGACAACCCGAGGCAGAAGAUCCUUUACAAAAAACAAAUGCCAUGCUUUUAUUCUGAAGGUUUCUCUGUGGUUGAAAUACUGGAACACACUGGAUUACGCAACAUUAAUGAGUUAUGACGAAGAGAAGUUAACAACGCAACAAAUGGGACUGCUUCCUCACUCACCUCAACAUGUAUUAAUGGAACAACUGCUUGAACCAUAAAGACCACUGAGGUUUUUUGUAUGUUUUUUUUAAAUUAUAUUUUAUUUUUUAAACAAACAACCUUCAGGCUGUGAUUAGAUGUCGAUGCACUUUGAUUUCAUGUCGGUCAGCUUCGGUCUCAUUGUGUCCCUUGUUGGUUGAAAAGAAAGAUCUGUAAUGGUUAACGUUAGAAAGAUUCAGCCAUAAAGAAAACAAGACUUUAAUGUAUUAAAAAUGUAUAAAAUAUUUAAUAGCCUUGACUUUAAAGAUAAAAGGAAAAUAUAUAUUUUAGCAAUCGUGAAUGCAGCUCAAGUCCAGAAGCACCUCAGUAAUUUUAACUUACCUGUGGGCUUGACAUAAAAAGGAGGGUGUAAGCUAAAUGUGUGGCAAAGUGGGACUUUCACUUUAUUAAUCCUGUGAGGUCAUUUUUGCAGUUUUUGUGCAACUCUGUGAAGCAACCAAUUAUAAUUGCCCCCCCCAAAUAGGAUGAGCACAUUUAUCCUUGCUUUUCUUUUGGCAAAUAUUCAGUUAGUUUAAUUUGACGAUUUAUUCAAAUUACACAAAAAACACAAGGGUUUCCGCAUGACAAAAGUUAAACAUUAAAACAGGUCUUGCUGAACUUCCAUUAUGGAUGAAAGUGAGGGUUAGGGUUAUGUGUCCAGAAUGACCAGAAACUGCUGAAAUGAUGUCUUCCUACAAAUAAGACGAGAGGUUAAUAUAAGGGUCAUGUGAGGGAUAUUUUGCCAUAAAUACAACAGGAAGGCUCUAAGACAAGUUCCUUGUAAGAACACGGAAGAUCUAUGCAUCCAUUUCUUCUGUGAGCGAAGACUUUAACCAAAUGACGCUUCCCUUGCCUGUGAAACUGUCCUGUAUGUCCACAAAUUGAGUCACUUUUUCCUUUAUUAUUUCUGUUGAAUGUGAAAUAAGCAACAAUUGCAAUUUAUUUACAAAAAAAUGUCUAUUUCGUACUGUGAAGUCAUCUCAUGCUGAUGUCAGUUCUGCUGCACUAGUUUGGUCUUGGAGCCAUGGAACCAUCAGGCCAUGGAGGAGAUAUUUAAGAAAUAGAUUUUAUUUGGAUUUGCUGAAAUAAUCGGGCCUUCUUUUGGUAACUUGUGUGAAGCAAACUAAAAUCAUGGUGUACCCAAGUGCCAACUCUGUGAAAUGUCAUCUUUUGCAACACUUUAAAAUAAUGUCUUAUUCUUGCCAUGUUUUUUGCACAUCGUUGGAAAUGGCUUUUGGAUUAUUGCCAAGUUUUUACAUUUUACAUACACUCUCAUUUCAAGGAUAAUUAUGUUACCUAUUUGACAACACAACAUUGAUCAUUUCCUCUGUUACAUGUACAACAUUUGUGACUUUUGGGAUUUAUAGAAGUAAGUGAAUUGACCUCGACUCUGACAGAGUCCACUGUGAAGGCAGACAACGAAAAUAGGAAGCAACUGUUCAAUGAAGGGAGAUUGAUUUAGGAUGUUUUAGACACGCUUUUAGUGAAGGAUUUCAUUCCCUUUAUGUGACCAGACUGCAACUGGUUAAUCUGUAUUUGAAUUAAAAUAAAAAUGCUUCAGUUUGUUCUUGG